GAGUGUGUUUACUUGCGAGCCUCCAGGAGGCACAUGGAAGCAGGCUGCUGCGUGCAUCCACCACCCGUACACCUCCACUCCCCAUCCACGGUGGACAUCUAUCCUUUUUCAUCCGCUGCACCUUUUUUUUUGCCGCAGUUUGGGGGUGGAUUGAAUCGUCUCGGUUUAUACUCCGUCUGGCUUCCGGGGGCUGGUUGCUGGACCGGUCUUCGGUGAAGCGCUCAGGGACGCCAGGGACAUGGAGACACCGCCGGGCAGGAGCUUCUGCCGGGAGCGCACCUCAGCCAAGCGCCAGUGAGGAAGUGGAGGGACGGGAUGGCAGCCUCCAGCAACUCCAGCCUGUCUGGUUCAUCCUUGUCAUCAGACCCCGAGGAUUACCAAGCGCCCAUAUGGAAGUCCUACUUGUACCAGCUACAGCAGGAAGCCCCAAGACCAAAGAGGAUCGUAUGUCCUCAGGAGAUGGAGACCAGGCCCAAAUACUACGGCAGAGAAUUUCAUGGCAUGAUCUCUCGAGAGUAUGCAGAUGAGCUUCUGAGGUCAGCUGAGGGUUCCUACCUGAUCAGGGAGAGUCAAAGACAACCAGGGACGCACACAUUGGCCUUAAGGUUUGGGCCUCAGACGCUCAACUACAGGUUGUUCUACGAUGGGAAACAUUUUGUCGCCGAGAAGAGGUUCGAGUCUGUGCACGACCUGGUCACAGAUGCCCUCAUCACUCUCUACAUCGAGACCAAGGCGGCGGAAUACAUCGCCAGAAUGACCGCCAACCCCAUCUAUGAGCACCUGGGUUACACCUCGCUGCUGAAGGACAAGACGGUACACAGGCUCAGUCGCGGAUGCACGGAACCUCGCAGGGUCACCUUUGUGAGAGAUGAACAGAUCUCAUCAUCUCUGGUGCGGCACAGUGCCUUGAAAGACGCGUCUGAGAAGCAGUGCUCCUAUGAGAAGAUCCAUAACUUCAAGGUACACACCUUUCGAGGGCCACACUGGUGUGAGUACUGUGCCAACUUCAUGUGGGGCCUGAUUGCCCAGGGUGUCCGCUGCUCAGAUUGCGGCCUGAAUGUACACAAGCAGUGCUCAAAGCUGGUGCCCAGCGACUGCCAGCCGGACCUGCGUAGGAUAAAGAAAGUGUUCAGCUGUGACCUCACCACACUCGUCAAGGCCCACAACACCACCAGGCCCAUGGUGGUGGAUCUCUGCAUUCGAGAGAUAGAACUACGAGGUAUGAAAUCUGAAGGUCUGUACCGAGUGUCUGGUUUCUCCGAGCACGUCGAGGAUGUGAGACUCGCCUUUGACAGAGAUGGAGACAAGGCUGACAUCAGUGCCAGUGCCUACGCGGAUAUCAACAUCAUCGCUGGGGCUCUGAAGCUCUACUUGAGAGACCUUCCCAUCCCAGUCAUCACCUUUGACUUGUACUCCACAUUCAUUCAGGCAGCAAAGAUUCCUAAUGCUGAAUCCAGACUGGAGGCCGUGCAUGAGGGUUUGCUGCAGCUUCCUCCGGCUCACUACGAGACUCUACGCUACCUGAUGGCUCACCUCAAGAGGGUAACAAUGUUCGAAAAGGACAACUUAAUGACGUCAGAGAACUUGGGCAUCGUUUUCGGUCCAACGCUGAUGCAGCCGCCGGAGCAGAACGCCUUGACGACGCUCAAUGACAUGAGGCAGCAGAAGCUGGUGGUGCAGCUCAUGAUCGAGCACGAAGAUGUCUUAUUCUAGUACCCGACAACGUACGGCACAAUCACGGACACUUUUUUUUGUCAAAGAGGAAACUGAAGCCACGUCGGGGGAAAAAAAAGAAAAAAAAAAGAGUAAUUACGGAUCAAAUUGCUCUCGGGGGAGUUUCUUUUCACGCAUGACUGAUUUGGUGUUGUCUUGUUUCCGUCUGUGUUGGAGUUUGAUACCCCGCCAGUACCGUCAUGUUUGAUUUAGCACAGGAUCCAAUAUGUUUACAAGCCGCAGCGCCGCUCCGUUUGAAGAUGACGCCGCCGCACAGACUCAUCGCAACUUCCCCCCCCCACGUGUCGUGUGUGUGUGUGUGCAUAUUGUGCGUGAUUUGUGGGCGUGUCGGGUAACUUUUAUGAAAAAAGAUACAGAUCCUGUCCUUGCGGGUCGAAUCCUGGAUAUUUUCUUGUGUACAAAUGCUGAAAAAAAAAGAUAGACGAUUAAUCAAUUCAUGAAGCACUUUUAUGAAACGUGUACAGAUUUGUUUUGUAAAGAUUUAUUUUUGUCUUCUUACUCUGCAUCAUGUUUUGUCACAAAUAUAUAUAUAUAUACAUUUAUAUACACAGUGGUGUGAAAGUGAAAGUGAUUGCCCCAUUCCUGAUUUCUUUUUUUUUUUUUGUCACACUUUUUAAUUACUAUUGACUAUUAAAAUAUUAACUAUUUCAAUUUAAAUACUAGUCAAUGACAACACAACUGAACAUAAAAUGCAUGCAAUGACCCGCUAGACCAUCACACUACCACCACCAUAUUUUACUGUUGGUAUAUUUCAGGUCAUCAAACUAAUUUAAAUACUACUCAAUGACAACACAACUGAACAUAAAAUGCAAUAAUUGAUUGGGCCAUAACGUGCAAUGACCCCUAGACCAUCACACUACCACCACCAUAUUUUACUGUUGUUAUAUUUCAGGUCAUCAAACAUAUUUAAAUACUAGUCAAUGACAACACAACUGAACAUAAAAUGCAAUAUUUCAUUGGGCCAUAACUUGCAAUGACCCCCAAGACCAUCACACUACCACCACCAUAUUUUACUGUUGAUAUAUUUCAGGUCAUCAAACUUAUUUAAAUACUAGUCAAUGACAACACAACUGAACAUAAAAUGCAAUAACUGAUUGGGCCAUAACUUGCAAUGACACCCCUAGACCAUCACACUACCACCACCAUAUUUUACUGUUGGUAUAUUUCAGGUGAUCAAACUAAUUUAAAUACUAGUCAAUGACAACACAACUGAACAUAAAAUGCAAUAACUGAUUGGGUCAUAACUUGCAAUGACCCCCUAGACCAUCACACUUCCACCACCAUAUUUUACUGUUGUUAUAUUUCAGGUCAUCAAACUAAUUUAAAUACUAGUCAAUGACAACACAACUGAACAUAAAAUGCAAUAACUGAUUAGGCCAUAACUUGCAAUGACCCCCUAGACCAUCACACUACCACCACCAUAUUUUACUGUUGAUAUGAUGCUCUUUUUCUGAAAUUCGACGUUCCUUGUACACCAGAUUAAUGACCACAGUAUUUUCCUGAAAGGUCUUAAGGAUCAUCAAGAUUUGAUUAUGCCACUUCGAAGUCUUCAUUUUUGGGUGGACUUGCUGGUGUGUUUUGGAUCAUUGUCCUGCUGCAGAACCCAAGUUGGUUUCAGUUUUGAGGUCAGGAUUUUUUUAGUAGACAGCAGAAUCUGUGCUUCCAUUUAUCACAGUCAGCAAGUCUUCCAGGUCUUGAAGCAGCAAAACAGCCCCAGACCAUCACACUACCUCCACCAUAUUUUACUGUUUGUAUGAUAUUCUUGGGACACACACCUUCCAAAAAGUUAAUUUUUGUAUCUCGUAUUUUACCCAAAGUUCUUGGGGAUCAUCAAGAUGUUUUCGUGUGAGCCUUAAUGUUUUUUUUUGUUCAUGCAAAGAAAAAUCAGGAAGCGGGUAUAGAUGUUUUCACACCACUGUGUAUAUACUGUUGGGAAUGAUGCUUGUUAAACUGGUGUCUGGAUACAAACAGUUCUGAAAAAUAAACAAAGUUACUGUUACUGCUGGUCGACCUUAAUUAUAUUAUUACUGAUACAAAUCCAUGCUGUUUGAUUGAAUGCCUUUAGAGCUAUUGUGGGCUUCCAUCCCACUGAGGUCACAGCCCUGUAAUAUUAUUAUUAAUUAUAGCUACAAGCUACUGUUUACACUUUAUUUCCGUUUCUUGUUAAAACUAUAAUCUUGUCAUGUUUUUUUUGUUUUUUUUUUAAUCAUGACGCCGCUAUCUCUUAAUUCAAUCUCUUGUUUCAUUGUCAAACCUCCUCACUCUUCCAGCUUUUUUCUGAAGGCGUGGCCUGCAGGGUGGAAUUUUGAUACCGCAAGUCUGACUUUCUGUGCAAACAUGUUUGGCAACUAUGUCUGUUUUGGCAGUGUGUCUGUGCAUGUUGCCUGAUUCAAUAAGUGAUGCUUGAUUUUACAUUCCACUGAGCCAAUGUAGUAAAGGGCCUUAGUUUGGUGCUGAGGUUGUUUUACUGGUUACUUAUACUGGCGGUCAUUGCCUAAUAUGGUGAACUUCUAAUGUCUUAGAAUUGCGUUUCAAUUUCUUAAUGGGACAAAAAGACAUUGAAUGAGACUACUGGGCUUUAGCUUUUGGAAGGAAAUACUGUACAGUAGUGAUUCCCAAAGUGUGGGCCAUGAGAGGUCAUUAAAAAUAUUAUUAAUUUUUUGCAAAUAUUAUUUUUUAAAAUUAUUUUUAUUGUAAAAUAUUUAUUGCACGGUUAAAAAAACAUAGAGUGUUAUUGACCUGUCACAAUAUUUUAGGAAUCUUAUACAGUUUUAUG
Molecule: messenger RNA, 4510 nt
Organism: Doryrhamphus excisus (bluestripe pipefish)
Lineage: Eukaryota; Metazoa; Chordata; Actinopteri; Syngnathiformes; Syngnathidae
Source: RefSeq, a predicted model, not a curated record